GAGAGCCGUUAGGGUGGAACCCCUCCCGCACGGGGCGGGCGGAGCAAAUACAGUUGGACGCUAGUUGGUGGAGCCCCCGCGGGAAACGACUAAGCGCGAGGAGCGUGCGCGCUCACGUCGCGGCGACGGUGGCGGCGAGCGGCGUCAGAGCUUGAAGGGGGGGUUGACGUCUUCUGGCGGGUGGCAGUGUUGGAGACGAGAGCUUGGUUAGCCGGUAUUGCUUCUGUCCCAGGAACCCGACGGAGAGUGAGGGAACGAGGGUCGCUUUCGGGGGCUGCUGCCUUCCACGUACGCGUCGUCGUGAGGAGCGCAGCCCGGACUCUCCUGCAACCCCUCCAGCUCCCUUUUCCGCACGUCUCGAGGCAGCGGCGGCAACCGAGACAGCGUCUCACCUUCCCCCACCCCUUCCCCUUGUCCCCCCGCCCGAGAGGGCCCGGUCUGCGCCCCACCCCCGUCCGUCCGCCCGCUACGCCGCCGCCAUGUCGGCGCAGGCCCAGAUGCGCGCGAUGCUGGACCAGUUGAUGGGCACCUCCCGGGACGGUUCAAUGUAUCUAUGCCUGCCUACUUCAGUCUGCAAGGGAGUGUCAGAAAGGCCCCGCAUUCGCCGAGCCGAGAUACUACUCGUCAACGAAUCAAAUUCAGUGAUGACAGAGUAUGCAAGAGUCACCUUCUGAAUUGUUGCCCCCAUGAUGUCCUGUCUGGAACUAGAAUGGAUCUUGGAGAAUGUCUGAAAGUCCAUGACCUGGCUUUAAGAGCAGAUUAUGAAAUUGCAUCCAAAGAACAAGAUUUUUUCUUUGAACUCGAUGCUAUGGAUCAUCUGCAGUCAUUCAUUGCAGACUGUGAUCGAAGAACAGAAGUGGCUAAGAAACGAUUAGCAGAAACUCAGGAAGAGAUCAGUGCUGAAGUUGCAGCAAAGGCAGAACGUGUUCAUGAGUUAAAUGAAGAAAUCGGUAAAUUGUUGGCUAAGGUGGAACAGCUAGGAGCUGAAGGGAAUGUGGAGGAAUCCCAGAAAGUAAUGGAUGAAGUAGAGAAAGCACGGGCAAAGAAAAGAGAAGCAGAGGAAGUUUAUCGGAAUUCUAUGCCAGCUUCCAGUUUCCAGCAGCAGAAACUUCGAGUCUGUGAAGUUUGCUCUGCCUAUUUAGGUCUUCAUGAUAAUGACAGACGACUGGCUGAUCAUUUUGGGGGUAAACUGCACCUGGGAUUUAUUGAAAUAAGAGAGAAGCUUGAAGAAUUAAAGAGAGUUGUAGCUGAGAAGCAGGAGAAAAGAAACCAGGAACGCCUGAAAAGAAGAGAAGAAAGGGAGAGAGAAGAAAGGGAGAAGCUGAGGAGGUCUCGAUCACAUAGCAAGAAUCCUAAAAGAUCCAGGUCCAGAGAGCAUCGCAGACAUAGGUCUCGCUCCAUGUCACGGGAACGGAAAAGGAGAACUCGAUCCAAAUCCCGAGAGAAACGCCAUCGCCACAGGUCCCGCUCCAGCAGCCGUAGUCGCAGCCGCAGCCACCAGAGAAGUGGGCACAGUUCUAGAGACAGGAGCAGAGAGCGAUCCAGGAGGAGAUCCUCAAAAGAGAGAUUCAGAGAACAAGACUUAGCAUCACGUGACAGAGACAGGAAUUCAAGAGACAGAUCACCUCGUGACAGAGAUCGAAAAGAUAAGAAGCGGUCCUAUGAGAGCGCUAAUGGCAGAUCAGAAGACAGGAGGAGCUCUGAAGAGCGCGAAGCAGGGGAGAUAUAAUUAGCUGUGUACAUAUCCUCAAUCCUUAAGCUUCCUCUGGAGUUACAUACUAUUGUUUAGUUUACAGCUGUUCAGGGUGACACAGUGAGCAGUUCCAGACACCGAUCCAGCUAGGCUAGGUGUAUAGCAUCUAACUUGAUCUGAACUUGUUUUCUUUGAUGAAGCCUAAAACUACAUCCAUAGUUUCUGGUGAACUUGUAAUACACUUCUGAAAGUACAGUUUUAUAUAAUAAGUUGCUGAUGUCUUUAUUCUUUCUAGUAGGAGUGAUAGUGAAUGAAUUGUGUUACUUGCCUUGGGAUUUUUUGAACAUUUGUAAAAUGCUGUCUUCCUUUCUCGUCCAAAAAACAAACUUUGGGAAUUUCUUUUCUUCCUUUGACUCCGUAUCCCCUGAUACCUCUACCCUCUAACUGUAAGAGAAAGGGGUGCAGGGAAGCAAUAUAACUUCUGUUCUAAGGUUCUAUUCCCAUUAUUAAUUACUAGCUGAUUACAGUUCAGAACAUUUAUACUGGAAUGUGUGCUGGAGAAAUUUAAAGUACCGGGAGUUUUGUUUGUCUAACGGUGCCUAUUUUAGAGUGGGAGGUUGAACAGCUGUUGCGUUACAUGCUUUGCUUUUUUAUUGAAAUUUUGAAAUCAAACAUGUCUUGAUUUUUCUGUUCUAUUGAAGAGCUAUAUGUUCAGGAUGUUUUGAGAUGGGGGUGGGGGCAGGGACUCUUUCAUAAGCACUUCUUGUUUUAUUUUGUGUGUGUGGAGUAUAAAGAUUACACCCUUAUUGUAAAAAAUAAUAAAAUGAAAAUCACCACCACCAUUAAACUGUAACUUGUCUAGUAAAUUGUCACUAGAACUACUUGCUGUGGCCAUUUCUAUUCUGUUACUAAUAGUGCCUUACUGUGCAAGGCACCAAAGGAAAUAAAUAUAUACUUACAGAUGCAAGAUGAAUUGUUGCUCCACCUGGGCCCUUGCUGGCUGUAUUCCAGCUACUUCAGGACUGUCUGUAACAACCGCUGUAGAGAAGGACCAGACCUGCAGAAGAAAUUGAGUUUAUUUGUUUUGUUUUUCUUCACAUUGAGCAAAUUGAAAUAAAAACAUGGUGUAACCAGUGUAA
Orcinus orca (killer whale) is the source of this 2832-nucleotide messenger RNA. RefSeq names its product LUC7 like 2, pre-mRNA splicing factor (gene LUC7L2). Gene Ontology annotation, molecular function: mRNA binding. The transcript is spliced from 11 exons. Gene Ontology annotation, biological process: mRNA splice site recognition. Lineage: Eukaryota; Metazoa; Chordata; Mammalia; Artiodactyla; Delphinidae. Bases 554 to 1729 code for a protein of 391 amino acids. The record is from RefSeq and is a predicted model, not a curated record. Gene Ontology annotation, cellular component: U1 snRNP; U2-type prespliceosome.